Messenger RNA from Funneliformis geosporum, 357 nucleotides. NCBI's taxonomy places the organism in Eukaryota, Fungi, Glomeromycota, Glomeromycetes, Glomerales, Glomeraceae. The record is from the annotation of a GenBank genome assembly.
AUGAAGCUUUCCAUUUAUUUUGCAAUAUUCUUUGGUCUACUAGUCCAUCUCGCUCAAGGCCAUACCGUAUGGAUACAAAACAAGGUAACGGUUGGUACUUUUACUGCUGUUGCUGCCACUGAAACAGGUGAAAAAAAAGACUUUAGUUGGUAUGGACCCUAUAUCGACAUGCAAAGCGAAAAUGCUCACAAGGGUUAUCAUUUGAUUAUACCUGAAAAUAUAACAACAUUUUGGCUUGUUUUCGGAGUUGCCUACUCUUUACAAGAAAAUAAAUGGCGAGGCCCCAUCAACAAUGAUGGGGAUAAAUGUUGGCACUAUCAUGGGACUUUAGAUGGUUGGGAUGUAUAUGAAUGUUAA